AUGUCUGCAGAACUGCCGAUUGAGGAUAUACCAGCUCAGAUGGUUGGCUUCUUCCAAAGGAAAAAGGUGAACCAGGACGUGCUUGAUCGACUGAGCAAAACACUGCGUUCUGCUGUACCUUUGCUUAAGUUUUAUGCGCUUCAGCAGCCCACAGAUCUUGCUGAGGAAAAGCGGUAUCUUCAUCUCUAUCAUGUUGUCUUUAAACUACGCUUACAGAUGGAUAUAAUUGGUGACAAUGACGAAGUUACUGAACUUCAGUACAGCGAACUGGAAGAAGUUAUCCGCGAAAUGGAAGAGCAUCUUGAAACGUUUGAUAAUCGACAGAAUUAUGAUGCUGUUUAUCCAAUCACUUAUAGCACCCGACUUGACCUAUGGGAAAUAAAGGAAUUUAUUGGAGGAGGCAGAUUUGGAAUUGCUCAUCGUGGCCUCAACAGAAAAACUGGAGAAUCAUGUGCAAUAAAGGAAAUACUUGACAUUGACGAUGCUGGAGUUGCCGAAUCUCUAGAUCGGAAAAAGUGGGACUCUAUUUUCACGAGUUUCAUAUGCUCAAAUACUUUCAUUUAUAAUCCCUCAUAUGCCUUGGAUAUUAAACCGCAUAAUAUACUUGUGGAUUCUGAGAACAAUAUAAAGCUUGCUGACUUUGGUUUGGCGAAGCAGCUAGCUGAAUCGGCGGGCGAUCACUCUUUGUCGGGAACCAUAUGUUAUACAGCUCCGGAGGUUAUAGAGCAUGGAGCAUAUAACAGCUCGGGUGAAGCCUCUACUGCUGAUAUAUGGAGUUUGGGCUUUGUAGUCAUUGAAAUGUUCACGGGCAAGCAUCCUUGGCCUGAUUGCAGUCUGCCGUGAAGUAGUUUGAAAGGAUCCGACAAAAUGUAAUCAAAAUCGUGAUUUGACUCGUAUAAACGGACGAUUUUAAUUUCUUGAGGCAUUGCAUCAGUAGCAUUUCCCAAAUUCUCUCAGAUGCCCGGUUUGACUUUUCAAGCCGAGUAUCAU
Molecule: messenger RNA, 990 nt
Organism: Neltuma alba
Lineage: Eukaryota; Viridiplantae; Streptophyta; Magnoliopsida; Fabales; Fabaceae
Product: serine/threonine-protein kinase AtPK2/AtPK19-like
Exons: 8
Coding region: 1-843 (280 amino acids)
Biological process (GO): protein phosphorylation
Molecular function (GO): protein kinase activity; ATP binding
Source: RefSeq, a predicted model, not a curated record